AUGCCAAUCACACUUGGAGAUGUAACAAUUCGCCACAUCCGCCAUUCGGGGAUUCUUAUUGAAGCCCCUGGAAUCGAGGUGUACAUUGACCCAUUCCAACUUGACAAGGUAGCUCCAGAAACUUUGAGUUAUCUUGAAACACACAAGGCUACUCACGUUGUUUGUACUCACACCCACUUCGACCACCUCAGUGUACCAGACAUUGAGAAGAUUAAAACAGAUAAGACCAUCUUCAUCGGGCCAGACGCUUGCGCAGAACUGAAAACCAAAUUUGGCAAUCAAUUA
Molecule: messenger RNA, 285 nt
Organism: Entamoeba invadens IP1
Lineage: Eukaryota; Evosea; Mastigamoebida; Endamoebidae
Product: metal dependent hydrolase, putative
Exons: 1
Source: RefSeq, a predicted model, not a curated record